Messenger RNA from Culex pipiens pallens (northern house mosquito), 8169 nucleotides. RefSeq lists its product as uncharacterized. The coding region runs from base 1210 to 2907 and encodes 565 amino acids. The record is from RefSeq and is a predicted model, not a curated record. NCBI's taxonomy places the organism in Eukaryota, Metazoa, Arthropoda, Insecta, Diptera, Culicidae. The transcript is spliced from 3 exons.
GGACUGGACUUUUGACGGGAGAGAGGCGCGCGCGCGUACACGUGCGACUUGACGACUUGAACGACUUGCGCAAAACGGUUUCGUUUGCGACGGGAUCAGAUUACAGGGGUUGCGUCGUUAUCACGCGAGAACGAGUUCUGGAUUAGCUGAUAGGGAGGAGAGAGUGUGGUGACAGGGGUGAAAGAUCAUCCGGUGAGAUUCGAAAAAAAUCAUCGCUGAGCAAAAGUGGUUCCGCUCGAUCGGAUCGGAAAAAGUGCGUUUCACCGCGGGAAAAGCGUCAAGAAAGCGUGAAAAUCCGCGAACGCGAAGAUAAUCAGCGGUGGUCACGUUCGCGGCGACGCUCAAUUUUCUAAUCAACGCCUGCUCCGAUAUUUGUUGUUUUGCUCGCGCGAGCGCUCGCGUGAAGAAGCUUUCUCGGAGCCAGAAGUGCCAUACCGUGAGGAAAAGCCUCCCAAUUUGGAUGCAAGUGGUGCAAUCGAGUGUGUUAAGAAAGGGGGGAAAAAAGUGAAAGAAAACAGCAAAUUGCUCAGCGAAGAGGCUUGAGGGGUGUUUUUCGGGGCGGAAAAUCGCCCGGGAAAAGUGAAAAGUGAAGAAUCAAAAAGUGCUCAAUCUUGACAUAGAUUUCGAGUGAGGCACGUACGAGAGCAAUCAACGCUCACAAGAAAGAGUCGUACAAGAAGAAGAAAGAUGCUGCGGCAAUCAACCGGUUAGCAUCCUUUCGAUACAGAGAGUACCGGAAACGGAGUCCUUUUAAGGCGUUUUUAAAGAGUGUACACGGAGUCCUUUGGGGGAACCCGGAAUGCCGUACCGGCGUAAAUCACUUUACCUGGAUGCUGUUGCGGCUGCUGCUGGUGGAGAAUAUUGACGAGGCAGAGCAUAAUGUAUGCAUAAUAUUGGAGCAGGAAUUAGUCUCCAUCGUGCACGCUGCCAUUUAAAUUUCCACAACAAAAAAGCAUCAACCCAACAGUUGGACACCCUCGAAAGUGAUCCCACCACUCCGUAAGGACGCAAAACGCCGAGAAAUAUGAUUGUGAAAUAAACCACUCUUCCACGAAGCGUCACGCGCGGACAAUUUCUCUGGCCACCCACCCUGCCCCUGCCCCGGGUCCGGACUCCAACACGCUCAACGAAACAUAGUCAGAAAGCGACCAGCCCUCAACUAGGCUAAAGCCAAGCCAACUAGAGUAGAGAAUUAUAAACAAAUACAAAAUGUCCCACAGAAUGUCCCCCAAGACCCGGGUCGUGUUCAAGUUCAUCUUCGGCCUCGGCAUCUGGUCCUUUCUGGUGCUCGGUUUUUUCAAGCUGAACGGCGACCAGGUGACGCCGCACCAGUUCCAGCAGACGCCCAUCAACGGCCGGUUGCUGCUGAACAAGGACAACCGGUGGACCGGCAACGAGGCGACCUCCACCACGACCGACCGGUACGCGUCCCCGGUGGGGGCCGGCGUCGACGAGGUCCUGGUGGACAACCGAGCGGUGAUCGACGACGAGCAGCUGGUGCGGGACGUGGAGUCGCGGAUCCCGUCGCUGCCGAUCGCGUACUGGAGCAAGCACAAGAACGCGGUCCAGAAGAAGGCCGCGUGCGCCAAGUACCCGUCCAUCUUCGAGCUGGAGUUCAACAACAUCUACUGGCAGACGCUGCGCAGUUCGAACGGGACGUUCCAGCUGUUUGGGGCGUACUACGACAUCCGGAAGCGGUCGCGGAUCGGGCCGGCGGUGCGGAUUUUGGGAAUGAUCGACCGGAUCGAGCCGAAGGUGAAGACGUUCUGUCAGCUGUGGUUUGACGGGCAGAAGGAGCCGUUUAUUGUGAAGACGUUCGAGUACAAGUACAUUUGGUUCAACAAGUGGGGCAAUUACAAGCAGGGGAUCUACCAGCCUUACUUGAUUGCUUGUCAGAUUCCGAAGCCGUUCCGGGGGUUGGUGCCGGCGUCGGUGUCGCUGGUGGAGAAGCAGUGCGACACGGCGACGAACAACUUGAGGGUGUUGUACAACAGGCCGCUGGACGACAAGAAGAAGGGCUUUGCGGUUUGCGUUAAGGGGUUGGACUUUUUGUACGACGAUCUGUCGGUACGGUUGGUCGAGUGGAUCGAGUUGUUGGGCAUUUUGGGUGCGGAUAAGAUCUUCUUCUACGAGCUGCAGGUUCACCCGAACAUCUCCAAGGUGUUGCGGUAUUACGAGGAGCAGGAUCGGGUACACGUUACCCCGUUGACACUGCCUGGAGGUCAGCCGAACGUGCCCGGUUUCCAGCACCUCUUCCUCUCAAAGAAGACCACCCACAAGCGGCAGAACGAGCUGAUCCCGUACAACGACUGUCUGUACAAGAACAUGUACAAGUACGAGUUCAUCGCCCUGCUCGACAUCGACGAGGUCAUCAUGCCCAAGCUGGACGAAGAUCGCACCUGGCACGACCUGAUGGCGCGCGUCGUCGAAAAGGGCAUGAAGCUCAAGAACGACACCUACCCCAGCUACAACGUGCGCAACGUGUACUUCUUCGACCAGGACCAGCACGAGCACGAGUGGGCCAAAGACACCCCGCGCUACAUGCACAUGCUGCAGCACGUCCAGCGCGCCAAGAACUACACCAAACCCAACCAGUACGUCAAGUGUUUCCACAACCCGGAGCGGGUCCUCACCCUGCACAACCACUUCCCGAUCGCGUGCCUCGGCGGCGCGUGCCACUCCUACCCGGUCAGCACGGACGACGCCCAGCUGCAGCACUACCGGGCGGACUGCGUGCGCACGCUCAAGAAGAGCUGCGAGGAGUUCAAGGAGAACCAGGUGCGCGACACCACCAUCUGGAAGUACAAGGACGAGCUGGUCCAGCGUACGCGGCGCACCCUCGACACGCUCGGCUUCUUCCGGCCGUCCGUCGGGGGCCGCGGCAAGGACUCGCUGUACAAGCGGUGAUUGUUGCAGAAGCUUCGGCACAUGUUUAGCCUCUAGUUACGUUUGUUCAUUUAUUCGAUUGACCGCACGUGGCGGCAGCGGCGGGAUCGCAGCAGUCCGGUGGGUGGCGGCAACUCUUCUUCCUACGACGCCCAGUGCUGCGAUCUGCGACGGCGUCGCCGUCGUUGAAAGCCGACAUCGGUCAGAGCCUACUUUUGCUCGGGACGAUGGCGUGUGCGCACAGUUUUGUCUAAUGCGAAUAAAUGAACGAUCGAUUUGAAUUAUUAUAAAGAUAAUUUAGACAAGCGAAGAAAAAAAAAUGUUAUCAUUAGCGAGUAGGUGAAAAAAACACACACACACUCUUCCCAUUAUUAUAUUAGUUAUUAUUGUCGUGUAGUCUUUUAAGCAGUUAUUAUCGCUUACGAAGUCAAAGUAAUUUAUGCAUAGCGGAAGAAUUUCGGUCUUCUUUACGACACUACUACUAUUUCGCGCGGUGGGGGAAAAUACGUGAUUAUUGAUUUAAAACGAGACGAUUCGGUUUUUCACACCAAAACUCUGAUCAAAAUCUUAAUGGAAUGUUUAAAUCUAGAAAUCUACAAGCUUCAACACUUUUUUCCAAUUAAAAUUGACAAGACAACAUUUUCUCGAUAAAUCAACUAUGGUCCCCUUGGAACGAGCUGUCAAGUAGGACCUUUUCUGUCAAGAAGUGCCACGAUGUUAAUUUUUUAAAUUGAUUUAAAAAUCCAUUUUAAUUCCUUUUCGGUCGUACGGACCCUUUGUUGUACUCAGAAAAAUAAGCUUUAUCAUUAAGAACAAUAAAAUCGCAAAUUUAAGCUUAAUUGUAGGAACCAACCGAAGAAAAAACUUAUUUCCCGAAAGAGAGCGAAAUUUUCCUAGAGAAAACCAAUUUUUAAAAUGAUGAAUCGCUGAGAAUGAUUUUUUAAUUCUGAUUUUUUUAUUUAACUUUCAUCACUAAAAGUUGGAUUCCCAAAAAACGAUAUGUUUUAGAGGGUAAUAAAAAAUAAAUUUUUUGAACCAAAGUGAACCAUGAUAGUGCAAAAUCUGAUUCAGCGAUGAUUUUUGAAAAAUAGAUUCGAAAAAACGAACAAACAAAAUUAAACAUUUGUUAUUGCCGAAUCGAAUUUGCAAUCGAAAAGUAAUUUUAAUUGUUUUGAUACAAUGUACCGUUCUCAGGUAAAAGCACCUUUUUGGCAUGAAUUGGCGUUUUUUAAAAGCACCUUAAAAAGCACCUCCGAAAAAAAUAAUUUUGAAAAGCUGCGAAAAUGUCCUGCAAUUUUCUCUCUGUGACUUUGAAAAUGGGACAAUAAGUUUCUGAGAUACAGCCUCACAAUGAAUUCGAAUCAAUGUAAAGGAGUUUUGCUAACUGAGACCUAGUUAGCCUGUAAUUUUUAAGUGACGAAAUCUCGGAAACUGUUGGUUCAAUUUUCAUUGUUAAAAAAGGAAAAUUUUGUGAUUUUUUUUUUUUUUGAUCGCCUUAACAAAACUUUUUUUUUUAAACAAUCGUAACUUGUGAAAAAGUUUUAAAAUAGAUAAUUUUCCUAAUCUCAUAUGUUAAACCAAAUUUAAAAAAAUUGAAAUUAUUUUUAAUUGAAAAGAUCGCAAAAUUUCACAAAAGUUGCAUUCUUCAACAAUAAAUAUAAUCAAUAGUUUUCGUUUUUUUUUUUGUGAGGCUGAAACCAAUUUUCAAAGUCUCACAGAAAAAGUUGGUUGACUUUUUCUCAGCUCCUCAAAAAAGCUUUCCUUCAUAUUUUUUCACAAAACCGAAAAAUGUUAAAAUUGCAGAAAAAGUUAAAAAAUUGCCAUAACUUCAAAACGGUGCCAUCUUACACAAAUUCUGGAAAUUUCUUUUCGAUUGCACAUUUAAUUGAAGUUUUAAAUUAUUUUUUUUUAUUUAAAUUGUUUGACCACAUUUUUAAUAUUUUCAAAAAAAAUUCAAAAAAAAAAGAUUUUGCGUAAUUUUUUACUAUGACUCAAAAGAUGUCUUUUUAAGUCCCAUAAAGCAAAUCAAACAAUUUCUAAAAUUGAAAAAUUACAUGUUUCGGGAAUCCAAUUUAAGUGAAAAAUGUUAAAUAAAGAAAUAGGUAUUGCUUUUCGAUCUGAAAAUCCCAUCUCAAGUCAAUAAAUUUCAUAUAUUUACGUAUCCGUUUUGUAUCGAGACUUAUAUAGAAAAACUAAUGAUGCAAAUUACAAAUUCGCAAAAUAAUUUGCGAAAAACUAAAUCUAUUCAACUGUCAAACGCCUGUAGGUGAGUUGUGGUGAAUUCAAAAUGGCCGUGUUGAGUUUGUUGUCGUUCAAAUUGAUCGUUGAUGAAUUACGAAUUUGAAAUGAUGUCCUAGAAUGGUAGAAAUAGACAUAAAUAUCUGAUUUCAAUUUUUGAUAUUAAUUCUUAAAUGCAGCAGAAAUUAUCAAAUCUCAAAAAUAUCAAUAUUUGCAAUGGCCUGGCUUGAUUUCGGUUUUUUAAAGGUUUAAUAAACAAAAUAUUGAUUUUUUGCCUUUUGAUGAAAUAGUUAGCACGAAACCUGGAUUUUAUAUGGCAAUUUUCAGAAAAGUGAAAAUUUAACCAUUUUCCGGGCAAAUUUCACCGGAUUUUUUUUCUAUAAGGUUAUUAAGCAUGCUAAACGGAACCGAAAACGCGUUAAGUUGAUUUUUUAAGCAUUUUUGUUUUAAAGGCGUUUUUGGGUUCUGUUAAGCAUGCUUAACCCACCGGCAGUCACGUAUAAAAUCCAGGUUUCGUGCUAACUAUUUGACAGCUGGAAAUACCCACCAUACCUUAUCUAAUCUACAUAUCUUGGAUGCACACGAAGUUGACAGGAAAAAAUUGCGAGAUCAACACUCAAACAGACGGGCGACACGACGGCACAUGCUCUUUCUCUUUCUCUUUUUUCCUAACUCUUUCUUGUGAGCAGGCUUGCCACAAAUACAGAUUUUUCAGCACAGGCCCGAAACACAAACGAUUUUUUUUUUACAGUUAAAAUAAAUUUGAGCAGUUUUAGUUAAAUUGGCCAAAAAGAUAAACAUUGUUAGCAUCUUUUGGCAUGUUCAGUUUUUGGUAAGAAUACUAUUCUUUAAAGUUAUACUCGAUUGAGUGUUUGGUAUGUGCCAAAAAAUCUGUAUUUGUGGCAAGCCUGCUUGUGAGGGUAAGUGUGGUGACAGCAAUCAUUUGAAUGCAGUCAUUAGCUGAUGCACGAAAAGUUUUGUUUGACUUCGAUUUGACGUUUGCAGCGGGUACCGAUAAGUUGCUUGCAAAAAAAACAAGGUCAAGUGAUUAAUCAGAAUUUCGGUACAAUUUUCAAUAGAAUUCAAACGACCGAGCUCUGCGCGGAUGAAAGUGGCGGUGAGAGUCAAAUGACUAUGUGAGUGACUUUGCAUUGCGCUCAUUCGUUCCGAUGUGUAUGGACGAGCCUUGGUCAUGCCCGAUUUUUGCUUGCGAGUGAGGGGGAGGAGUUUGGGCUAUCAGGAUCCUCAUCCCAAAACAACAAGAAUUAAAAAAAAUAAGAAAAUUAGCUAUCGUUUAAAAUCAGCUAUUUUUAAGAUUUUUAAAAGUUUUUGUCUAAUUUUAGCAAUUUUUCUCUAAAAAAUUAGGGACACAAAAAACAAUGUUAUCAAAACUUGAUUGUUUAUUAAAAAAAGGUUUGAAAAUGUUUUAGACUUAUUUCAAGACUUUUUGCAGUUUAUUUUGAUAUUAUCAGUGAAAUUGGUAUAAUUGUAAUGACCAUUAGGCAUAACCUGAAUAUAAUCUGGAAAACCUAUAAUAACAUUAUUUUUAAAACAUGCUCAUUGAUUCAUUUUUAAGUCAAUAAACACGUAUAUUGCCACACCGCAAGUUAAAAUUUCGCGAGCGAACGUUGCGUGAUAUUUAAAAUUAGCCAAUCAGUUAUCAUGAUUCGAUUCGCAAUGUGUGCCUUUCGUUAAGUUAUUCCUCGCCGAAGAACGAAAAAAAAACGCAAAUCUGUUGCCUUUCUCGGAGAAAGAUUCUAUUGACGUAGAAAAAAAAUGUACAGUUUAAUUAUUGGGAAGUCGUUGCAAAGAAAAUACUCUUAAAAAUUUCUAAAAAAUGACAAAGUCAAAACAAUCUCUCUCUCUCUUCAUUAUCUUCGACCGAACUGUUUUAUUCCUAUCGUUAAGCUCAAGGUGUUCCUAUUUUCUAGGUUGCUUACACAGACACACUACUUGUACUAAGAAAGCUAAGCAUCAAUACUUACUACUUUAAACGCUGUUACUUUUUUCAUCAUGUAUACAGAGACACAUGCAUAGUCACACAUUAGUCGAUAGUGAAUUUCCUUUAUUUUUGUUUAAGAUUAUACUGAUUUCCCACAUUUUAUGACAGAGAAACACAAUUCUAAGAAAAUAAACUUGUAUACAAUUACUAAAGGAACAAACAUCACGAACAACGCGUCACACAAACAGAAAAAAACUCGAUCACUCGAUCAAAUUAGCUACUUCUUGCUGUAAAAAAGUGAAACUUCUCCAUUGUAGGUUUUUAGGGUUAGUUCAGAAAUUGUUGGAGGCAAACUAACAGAGAAGAAAAAUGUGGUAAAUAUAUAUAAAUUAAAAAUAAAAGUGGAAACUUUAGCUAGGAUGUUCUAAUGUAACAAUCGUAUUCUGUGUAUAUAUUAAAGACUGAACCUGGUUUGAAUGAGAAGAAAGAAGAAAAAGGCACGAUUUGGGAAAUGUGAUUCCAGUUGAACGAAUCUGUAGUUUUUUUUUAUAGGUGUAAAAUAAUUUAUUUCCCAACCUCAUUUCCUCCUCUUCUUGUGUAACGAAAAAAAAAACUACCUAACGAGAAAAGUUAAAAAAACUUUCAAAACAAUCACGAGCCGCUCGCGACGAAUUUUGUUUAACCUCCUUCCCUCCCCCCUUAAAUCCAACCCUGACCGGGUACUUGUGCACUCAUCACGCGCACAAACACACACACAAGUAUUCAACGCGCACACACAUUUACGAACACACACACACACGCACAUCGAUUAAGUUUAGCUUUCACACUACUGAAAACUCAAUACUUAAGUCGGUUACGAUAGCUUACGCGAGCGGCAAACCCCCCUUUUUCUUACGUUGUGUAUAGAACAGAUUUCCGUGCCGCGCGAAAAUUUACAGAUUAUCAGAGGAAAACAAAAAAAUGAAACUAAAAUUGUAUAGUGAAAACAAGAAUUUCUGGUCCAAUCACACGAAGUGGAACGUUGAGACAGAGAAACCCCCUAAAUAGAGAGAAAAUAAAAACGGUGCGAAAUAAAGUCAUUUAUUCGAAAAAGUGUAACCAGA